Messenger RNA from Mollisia scopiformis, 1043 nucleotides. RefSeq names its product NAD(P)-binding protein. Bases 139 to 924 code for a protein of 261 amino acids. The record is from RefSeq and is a predicted model, not a curated record. The transcript has 9 exons. Lineage: Eukaryota; Fungi; Ascomycota; Leotiomycetes; Helotiales; Mollisiaceae.
ACCACUCGAGUGGAGUGUGCUAGCCUCGGUUCUCCCCACUUCGGAAGAGAAGAGAGCCCCAACCAUCUUUCAUAUAUAAUCACAUAUUGUCUUCACAAUCGGCAAAUCAAUUUUGUAAAAAUAGAACUUCCCCUUGAGAUGUCAGAACCGUAUAAGUUGUCUGGUGAGUCGGUGGCCUUGAUUACGGCAAGCAGUGCCGGGUUAGGUGCGGCUACGGCUAAGGCACUGGCCCGGAGUGGAGUAAGGGUUGUCAUCAAUUACCUCUCCAGCAAAGACAAAGCCGAAAAACUGCUUGAAGAACUGAAGGCUCUGCAAAGCAAAUCAGGCGAGGCAGCUGUAGACAAAGAAUCUCGAGUCCUUGCAAUCAUGGCUGAUGUUUCUCAACGUACCGAGCUCUCGCGGUUGGUUGAAGAGACUGUCCAUAAGAUGGGAAGGCUCGAUCUGGUCGUCUCGAACCAAGGCUGGACUAGAAUGAGGAAUUUUAAUGAUCUAGACGACAACGUGGACGAGAGUGACUGGGAUAAGUGUUUCAACAUGAACGUCAAGUCGCAUCUCUUCCUUUUCCACGCCGCAAGGAAGCAUCUCGAAGCCUCAGGAGGCUCAUUCAUUACUACUGCUUCUCUGGCAGGAGUCAAGCCCAGUGGCAGUUCUGCUUACUCGGUAACAAAAGCAGCCCAAAUACAUCUAGUGAAGUCGCUGGCUUUGAUCGCGGGACCCGUUCGGGUGAACUCUGUAUCCCCUGGCAUCCUGUUGACGGACUGGGGGCUGCAAUUUCCUGCAUCCAAGGUUGAGACAGCCAUUGGAAAGAGCCCGCUGAAGAGAGUUGCUAGCGUAGAAGAUGUUGCCCAGCAAAUACUCUUUUUGGCAAACAGCGCCUCAACCACGGGCACAAACUCGGUGCUCGACGCCGGUCUAUCUCUGUGAAGACAGAUAUACCUUGCAAUGUACUUUUGUGUCCGAGUAAUCACAAGAUACCUAGAGACAAAUAAAAUAUCGUGCUACCAUGCUGAGACCAUUGUGUGAAUGUCGCGUGGGUGAUGUUG